UUCCAACCUUCCCGCCCCGCUAUCUCUCUAUAUAAAUUCCUCAUCACCCAUUUCCCAAAUUCACCAUUCCACAAGUCAACAUUGUCUCACUACAUGUCCGGUAAAAAUGGCCCGUACCAAGCAAACAGCUCGUAAAUCCACAGGCGGAAAGGCUCCAAGGAAGCAGCUAGCAACCAAGGCUGCAAGAAAGUCAGCUCCAGCAACCGGAGGAGUGAAAAAGCCUCACCGUUUCAGGCCAGGAACCGUUGCUUUGAGGGAAAUCAGGAAGUAUCAGAAAUCGACGGAGUUGUUGAUUAGGAAGUUGCCGUUUCAGAGGCUGGUGAGGGAAAUUGCACAGGAUUUCAAGACGGAUCUGAGGUUUCAGAGUAGUGCUGUUGCUGCUCUACAAGAGGCUGCUGAGGCAUACCUGGUUGGUUUGUUUGAAGAUACUAAUCUCUGUGCUAUUCAUGCUAAGAGGGUUACGAUUAUGCCUAAGGAUAUUCAGCUUGCUAGGAGGAUUCGUGGAGAAAGGGCUUAAGAAGAAGAUGAUCUUUCGGGUUAAUGUCUAAUAGUUGAUUUCAGUUGUAGUGUGUGUAAAAUGUUGGUUUACAAGUAAUCUGCAAUCUGAUUAAUGAAAUCCGAACUUCAUUUUAUUCAA
Capsicum annuum is the source of this 637-nucleotide messenger RNA. Its product is annotated as histone H3.2. Gene Ontology annotation, molecular function: protein heterodimerization activity; DNA binding; structural constituent of chromatin. Gene Ontology annotation, cellular component: nucleosome. Lineage: Eukaryota; Viridiplantae; Streptophyta; Magnoliopsida; Solanales; Solanaceae. The transcript has a single exon. The record is from RefSeq and is a predicted model, not a curated record. The coding region runs from base 107 to 517 and encodes 136 amino acids.